This is a messenger RNA of Arabidopsis lyrata subsp. lyrata, 1524 nucleotides long. RefSeq names its product probable ADP-ribosylation factor GTPase-activating protein AGD8. The coding region runs from base 87 to 1358 and encodes 423 amino acids. The record is from RefSeq and is a predicted model, not a curated record. The transcript has 7 exons. Gene Ontology annotation, molecular function: GTPase activator activity. NCBI's taxonomy places the organism in Eukaryota, Viridiplantae, Streptophyta, Magnoliopsida, Brassicales, Brassicaceae. Gene Ontology annotation, biological process: COPI coating of Golgi vesicle.
AAUUUCUAUUGAAUUUCUAGGUAUGCUUUUUUUGUAGUGCCAAAAAUCCGACAUGGGCAUCGGUUACAUACGGUAUUUUUCUCUGCAUGGAUUGUUCAGCCACUCAUCGGAGCCUCGGUGUUCAUAUCAGCUUCGUCAAAUCAACGAAUUUAGACUCAUGGAGCCCUGAGCAACUUAGGGCAAUGAUGUUUGGUGGGAACUACCGCGCUCAGGUGUUCUUCAAGCAACAUGGAUGGACGGACAAUGGCAAUAUCGAGUCUAAGUACACUUCAAGAGCUGCUGAUUUGUAUAGGCAGAUUCUUGCUAAGGAAGUUGCUAAAGCCAUCGCACAAGAUACUACCACUGAUCUACCAAAAGUAUCUCCUGGGGUUUCUUCUUAUUCUGUCAAGGAAGAGUUACCUCCCAAAGAAACUUCUUCUGUGAUACAUGAAGCUACCAGUGCCACUUCUUCGCCUAAAGCUUCUAAUGAAUUUUUGCCUAGUACGUUUACGAAACCUAUCAUUGCUAAGAGGACAGGAAAAACUGGUGGUCUUGGUGCAAGGAAGCUUACUACUAAGCCAAAGGAAAAUCAUUAUGAGCAGACCCCGGAAGAGUCUUCACUGCUUAUUCCUGCAGCAUCUUCAGCUAUUAACCGCGGAAUCAAAUCAUCAGCGGCUUUUUCAUCUGCCUCUCAGUUUGAGAACAAUGACGCCUUGCAAUCCGGAGGACAAAGCGGUGGUGGUACACAAGUUCUUAGCCAUGUUGCUCCACCAAAGUCAUCAUCAAGCUUCUUAGCAGAUUCGGGAAUGGACCGCCCGUCGAUAGCUGAAGUUCUUAGCCGUGUUCCUCCAUCAAAGUUACCAUUAAGCUUCUUUUAUUUUACGGGAACGGACAUGAGUUGUUUCGCCAAGAAAUCAAGCUCCAGCUCGUCAGAAGUUCAAGUUGAAGAAUCAGAUGAAGCAAGAAAGAGGUUCUCAAACGCAAAGUCCAUUUCUUCUGCUCAGUUUUUUGGAGAUGAGAUGAAAUCUGCUGGUCGUGAUGAAUCAGAAACUACCCUUGAGGGGAAGAAUGAUUUCUGGUCGUUAGUGAACAAAGCAGCAUGCGAAGUGAAGGAGAAGCUCUUGUCGAAAUCGAAUCAUCAUCAAGAUAAAGUGAAUGACCUCCGUAGGGAAGUGACAAUCUUGAUGGAGAUACUUCAUGCCCAAGAUGCUGAUGCCAUCCCUCUUGUAACCCGGCAGAAUUGGGCUCACUUACUGUGUACAGAAGCCGGUAUGCUUGGUCGUCAACACACAGAUUGCCCCAUACUUAGAAGUGCUCAAAACGAUGCGGGUAACUUACUGCGGGAGUUAAUUGGGUCGAAAGGGUCAAUUAUGAUAUAAACAACAUGUAAAGUUGUCUCAAGUCGAAUUUGUAACUCUUGUUUAGAUCUCCAAACAUGUUAAGUUGUCGAACUUUUGUAUCCGAAGUUUGGUCGACGACCAGAAAAUCACCUUCAACAGAACAGUCUAUAUUUAAUAAAACGUCAAUGUAUAAAUAACAAUCUCA